AUGGAUAUAGCCUACGACCACCUCUCUUCUCCAAUUCACACCGACUCCACCACCACGAUACCGAACCCCUCCUCCUCUUCCGACCCUGCAGAUCCCACAGCCCAAUCAUCCCCGCCAGCGAAUACCCUUCCCACAGAAUUCCAACAAGCCUUCCAGGCCGUCUCAAGUUCACCUUGGGGUGCGAAAUUGGGAGGAUGGUUCAAUACCGCGAAGAAGCAGGGCGAGACUCUAAUUCAGGAAGCGGAGAAGGAAGCGAGUAAAGGAUGGACAUCCCUUACAGAACAGGUCAAUAAUCGGACACGAGGGAUGAGUCUCGAGGGGCCGGUUCCUGGGGAGGAAACCUUGCCGGUGGACAGUGCGAAGACCGUGUCGGGAGAGGGCAAGGAAGUGGGGGAGAAAGGUGAAGAUGGGGAGCAGAGACCGGAGAGUUUACCUGCGGAUAUCGUCAAAGAAGCGAGUAGUGUUUUUGCGAAUCUGCGAGUUAGUGCGGCUGCGAAGUUGAGGGAUUUGGCCAAAGCGGAGGAUGCUGCUGAUGAAGCGCUGGAGAAGUUUGGACUUGGGGUUCGGGAUUUUCUGAGGAAUGCGGUGGUUAUCUCUUCUCCGGAUGAUACAACCUCGGGAGCAGAAGUCUUGUUCUCUACAGAGGAGGUGGGCACGGGGAAGAAGGUGUUUCAUACCACGAGAUUGGAUGCGCAGUUGCAUGCGAUUCAUACUACGGCGACGAGCUUUCUGGAGGAGCCGCAGGGGGAAGAGUGGGAGGUCUGGAAGAAGGAGUUUGAUGUGGAGGAGAAGACGGAGGCGGUUGCGGGGGAUCUGGAGAGGUAUGGAGAAUUGAGGGGCAUGAUGGAGAGGUUGGUUCCGGAGAAGGUGGAUUACAAGGAGUUUUGGACGAGGUAUUAUUGGUUGCGCAAGGCUGUGGAGGAGGACGAAAGGAGGAGGAAGGAGGUGUUGAAGGGAGCAGCGACGGUACCUGAGGAGGAGAUCUCCUGGUCUGACGAUGAGGAGGAGGAUGAUGGUUCCACGCCUCAACGGAACGCUACACCCAACAUCAACGCGGGCGAGUCUACAAAUCACAAGGCAUCACAAUCCACAACGACCCUCCAUGCUCCCACGAUAUCUUCCAGCAAGUUGGAAGCUCCUACAAGAAAAAGCCAUGAAGAUGAAAGUCGAAGCGUGGCGGAUUCGGAAGCGAGUUAUGAUAUUGUUUCCGGGGCCACGAGUCGUGCGACGGGGAGUCCCAAGACCAAGGAGGGGAAGGUUGAAGGGAAGGAGGAGAGUGAUGAUGAUGAUGAUUGGGAGUGA
Ramularia collo-cygni is the source of this 1302-nucleotide messenger RNA. RefSeq names its product related to DOS1 protein. Bases 1 to 1302 code for a protein of 433 amino acids. Lineage: Eukaryota; Fungi; Ascomycota; Dothideomycetes; Mycosphaerellales; Mycosphaerellaceae. The record is from RefSeq and is a predicted model, not a curated record. Gene Ontology annotation, cellular component: cytoplasm. The transcript has 2 exons.